AUGGCUCAGAUCCCAACUGACCAGCGGGAGCACGAGCAACACCCCUCGGUACAAAAGAGGACCCAAUUUUCCUCCGGCUCUGAGGCCAUUCUGAACACAAAUCUCAGUGGCCCCCAGCCUUACUACCCUGGUUCCCAGGUCGAGAAGUGGCCGGCUUACACACAAGCCCCAGCCCCAGGAUCCAUGAUCCCCCCUCAACAGCCUGGCUAUAGCAAUCCGUGGGGCGCCACAGUGUUUGAGACCUAUGAUCCCACUGCAUCGCGCUUGCCCCGGUAUCCAGGGCCUGAAAACGCCUACUUCUCCUCCUUCCGCCCGGCUCAUCCUUCGCACCAAAACCCUAUGAUUGCCACCCCAUCAAACAUGAACCCCAACUUGAACGCCCGAUCAUAUAGGCACCCAGAUCAGGAUAAUACCUUAGACUGGAAUACUCAGCCUGUGUCUUCAUCCUCUUUCUUUGUACCGGAUUCCUAUUGGCUUCACCCGGGGCACUUGGAAGCUACCGAAAGCAAGAUACAAGCUAUUUCCAUGCGCGCUACUCCAUCGCCACCUCUUUCGGUUUCUCCCCAUCAGUCACCAUCACAAUCUCUUGACAGUACUAGCCCCGCCCCCACAACUACCACCAACGCAAUGGGAGAUGGGAACUCACCACCAACGAGCCUUGGAGAUCACAGCGAAGAAGAGCACACUGCUGACCCGCCAUACUCCGCUUUGAUCUAUGAAGCCCUGAAGGAUGCCGAGGAUAGGAAGCUCACGCUAAAAGAAAUCUAUCAAUGGUUUGAGGAGCACACGAAUAAAAGUCGAGAUCCAAGCUCCAAGGGCUGGCAGAACAGCAUUCGCCACAACCUGUCGAUGAACCAGGGAUUUGAGGCCAUAAAAGGCGAAAGCAUCCACGGAAAGAAACCAAACAAUUUCUGGCGCCUCACAGACGAAGCUUUUGAGAACGGCAUUCAAUCUACGACACGAUACCGCAGGGCAACCAACAAAGGCAAGAUGACCAUUCCAGAUUCCGCGAUCCGCGACCGUCGACGCUCAGAGUCGAAAGGUGGGUGGCCGAUGAAACAAGUGGCGAAGACCCGCCUGAAUGCCCAGGAGGACCAGCGCAGGGAGCAGUACGUUGACAGAAAACCAACGUUACGGCCACAAGACCCGUCCACGCAGCCUCACCAGCAGCCUCACCAACAGCCAAUGCGGAGCCCAUUCAUGCCUUCCCCGAAAAUCUUCGGAAUAUCGUCGUUUGAUCGGAGCUCAGAGCCGGCCUCAUCUGCUCUGCCAAGAAGCAGCACAUCCCAAUUUUACGAGGCGAUCGGCUGCACCAGUCCUCCGCCUGGCAGCAAUGGUGUGUUCUGCGUGGCGCCGGGGUGGACCGUCGACGAGCUAAAUGACUGGCAGCGUCCAAUGUCCAGCUAG
Penicillium argentinense is the source of this 1407-nucleotide messenger RNA. RefSeq names its product forkhead box transcription factor. Gene Ontology annotation, molecular function: DNA-binding transcription factor activity, RNA polymerase II-specific; RNA polymerase II cis-regulatory region sequence-specific DNA binding. Gene Ontology annotation, biological process: regulation of transcription by RNA polymerase II. The transcript is spliced from 2 exons. The coding region runs from base 1 to 1407 and encodes 468 amino acids. Lineage: Eukaryota; Fungi; Ascomycota; Eurotiomycetes; Eurotiales; Aspergillaceae. The record is from RefSeq and is a predicted model, not a curated record.